CAACAGCAGAGCCUGGAAACCCAUGAGAAGCUUGGAUGCCACAGAAGGAGGACUGGGUCCUCUGUAAAGGACUACUCACUGGAAUAUUUCUGAAGUACCUUGUGGAAUAACUACAGUCUCAGAAACGUACUGAGGCCUUUACAGCUCAGCGGAACCACCCUCGCCAGAGGCUAUACCGAGCAAGAACAAUGGAGGUUGGCAGGAAGCUCAUUUGCAGACAAAGGCAAGUCUUUUUCUUCUUUUUCUUCUUGGGCUUAGCUCAGGCGGGCUCUGAAUUUAGGCGUUAUUCUGUGGUGGAGGAAACUGAAGGGAGCUCUUUGGUAACCAAUUUAGCAAAAGACCUGGGUCUGGGGCAGGGGGAACUUUCCAGGCGGGGAGCUAGGGUCAUUUCCAAAGGAAACAAACUGUAUCUGCAGCUCGAUCAGGAGACUGGGGAUUUACUGCUAAAUGAGAAACUGGACCGCGAAGAACUGUGUGGUCAGACAGAGCCCUGUAUGCUGCGUUUCCAGGUGUUGCUAGAGAAUCCCUUAGAGUUUUUUCAAGCUGAGCUACAGGUAAUAGACAUAAAUGACCAUGCUCCGGUGUUCAUGGACAGAGAUAUGUUGCUAAAAAUAUCAGAGAGCAGUCCUCCUGGGACUAAGUUUCCUCUGAAGAACGCUCAGGACAUGGAUGUAGGCCGAAACAAUAUUGAAAACUAUACCAUCAGUCCCAACUCCUAUUUCCGGGUCCUCACCCGCAAACGCAGCGAUGGCAGGAAAUAUCCGGAACUUGUGCUGGACAAAGUGCUGGAUCGGGAGGAGGAACCUGAGCUCAGGUUAACCCUCACUGCUCAGGAUGGCGGUUCUCCACCCCGGUUUGGCACUGCUCAGGUCUCCAUCGAAGUCAUGGACAUCAACGAUAAUGCCCCUGAAUUUGAGCCGCCUUUCUAUAGGGUUCAGAUCCCCGAGGACAGUCCCAUAGGCUACCUGAUUGUCAAAGUCUCUGCUACGGAUAUAGACAUAGGAGUCAAUAGAGAGAUUUCCUAUUCACUUUUCCAGGCUUCAGAAGAGAUUAGCAAAACCUUUGAGAUCAACGCCAUGACAGGAGAAAUUCGACUGAAAAAACAACUUGAUUUCGAAACAACUCAGUCUUAUGAGGUCAAUAUCGAGGCCAGAGAUACUGGAAGUCUUUCUGGGAAAUGCACCGUUCUGACUCAAGUCAUGGAUGUGAACGACAAUGCUCCAGAAGUCACCAUGUCUGCACUUACCAGGCAGAUCCCCGAGAACUCUCCUGAGACUGUGGUUGCAGUUUUCAGUGUUUCAGAUCUUGAUUCUGAAGAGAAUGGGAAAAUAAGUUGCUACAUUCAGGACGAUCUACCUUUUUUCCUUAAAUCUUCCAUGGAAAACUUUUAUACCCUAGUAACAGAGAGACCGCUAGACAGAGAGACCAGAGCAGAAUACAACGUCACCAUCACCGUCACGGACUCGGGGACACCCAGGCUGAAAACCGAGCACAACAUAACCGUGCUGGUGUCC
Messenger RNA from Aethalodelphis obliquidens (Pacific white-sided dolphin), 1514 nucleotides. Its product is annotated as protocadherin beta-13-like. Gene Ontology annotation, molecular function: calcium ion binding. Lineage: Eukaryota; Metazoa; Chordata; Mammalia; Artiodactyla; Delphinidae. Gene Ontology annotation, biological process: homophilic cell-cell adhesion. The annotation marks the transcript as partial. Gene Ontology annotation, cellular component: plasma membrane. The record is from RefSeq and is a predicted model, not a curated record. The transcript has a single exon.